AUGCCAGAAACUGGAAACAAUAAAUAUUUAACUGAAAAAGUCUUAGGAUAUACCCCAACUAAAGAUGAAAUAAAAUAUUAUCAUAAAACUGGGGAAAAAUCUAUAAGAUAUAUAUUUUGCAAUCAAGAGUUAGACGAAUUUGAAAAAGAAAAAGUUCAAGGAUUAAAAAAUUAUAUAAAUAAUGCAAUUAUUAAAGAAACAGAAUUGGCCAAAGAUUCUAAAUCUUCAUAUCCUCAACGCACAUAUGAUGAUAUAUUUAAAAACACCGUUUUUAGUGAUGAUAAUUAUGUGCUACGAUUUUUGCAAGGGAACGAAUUUGUUUAUGAUAAAUGCUACGUUGACAUGCUCAGACAUUUAAAGUGGAGAGAUGAAAAUCUUCCAGUAAAUCGGGAAGAUAUUAAGGAUAUUAUAAACAACGGAUAUAUUUAUGUUCAUGGAAGAGAUAAAAAUAUGCAUCCAAUUAUUGUCAUCAAUUGCAAACGCUUCAUUACAGUUAACACGAAAGACGUUUUAAAGGUUGCUUAUUACUGGCUGGAAUUUAUUAUAUCAAAUUUAUUUGUUGAGGGAAAGGUAGAACAAUGGCGAGUUAUCAUAGAUUUAUCAUCAUGCAAUGUUUUAAAUAUUCCUAUAACAACAUUAAAGGAGAUAUCUCAAAGUUUAAGCUGUAAUUAUAGGUCAAGAUUGUCGAAAAUGCUUGUUUUGAGUGCACCUUUCUUUAUAUCCGGAAUGUGGCAUAUGCUUAAAUCUAUCAUACCCUACAAUACCCAAAAAAAAAUUUCUAUCACCUCUUCAGAAAUUGAUAAAAAAUUGCUCGAACAAGUUGACCCAGAUCAGUUAGAGAAAAAAUUUGGAGGAACAUGUGAGAAUACAACAAUUUUUUCAGAACCAACUCUUCCAUAA
This is a messenger RNA of Plasmodium yoelii, 900 nucleotides long. RefSeq names its product CRAL/TRIO domain-containing protein, putative. Lineage: Eukaryota; Apicomplexa; Aconoidasida; Haemosporida; Plasmodiidae. The record is from RefSeq and is a predicted model, not a curated record. The transcript is spliced from 10 exons. Bases 1 to 900 code for a protein of 299 amino acids.